Molecule: messenger RNA, 2901 nt
Organism: Nycticebus coucang (slow loris)
Lineage: Eukaryota; Metazoa; Chordata; Mammalia; Primates; Lorisidae
Gene: DPF1
Product: double PHD fingers 1
Exons: 12
Coding region: 1189-2523 (444 amino acids)
Biological process (GO): nervous system development
Cellular component (GO): nBAF complex
Source: RefSeq, a predicted model, not a curated record
ACGAGGUGAGGCAUGGGGACCAGCCUGGGCAACCAAGACCUGUCUCUACAGAAAAAAAAAAAAAACAAUAAAAAAAAAUUUUCUGGGCAUGGUGGCACAUGUCUGUAGUCCUAGCUACUAGGGAGACUGAGGUGCCAGGAUUGCUUGAGCCCAGGAGUUGGAGGUUGCGGUGAGCUAUGCUCAUGCCAUCCUAGGCAACAGAUCACAACCUUGUCUCAAAACAAAACCAAACAGAAACAAAGCUUUACCCAUAUUUAUUCAUUUAAUCUUCACACCAGUCCUAAGGGACAUCAUCUUCUUCUUCUUCUUCUUCUUUUUUUGAGACAGUCUUAAGCUGUUGCCCUAGGUACAGUGCUGUGGUGUCACGGCUCACAGCAACCUCAAACUGUUGGGCUUAAGCUAUUCUCUUGCCUCAGUCUCCCAAGCAGCUGGGACUACAGGCGCCCGCCACAACGCCAGACUAUUUUAUUUUUGUUGUUGUUGUAGUUGUCACAGUUGUUUUAGCUGGCCCCGGGGCCGAUCCCGCCACCCUCGGUGUAUGUGGCCGGCGCCAUGCUGACUGAUUAUGGGUACUGCCAACCUCAUCCUCUUUUUACAGAUAAAAAAGCUGAGGCCCAGAAACGUUAAGUUAUUUGCCCAAGGUCACAGGACCAACAAGUGGCAGAGCUAGCAUUCGAACCCAGGAGGUGUGGCUACAGCAGCUAACUAGUCCGCGGAAGGAAUUGGGCAGGGUAGGGUGAUGUGAAAGUGGUUGGAGGCAGAGACAGCCCUGAGUGGGACAGGACAGGAUUCUGGACCUAGGAAGGACUCGUGGGAGGACGGUGUCUGCUCGCGGGCUUGUUGGCGAGAAGUCUAUGUGUGCACCUGGAAGGUGUCUCCAAGUCUCGAGUGUUGAGGUGUGCGCGCGCGGCUGUGAGUCCAUGUGAGGGGAGUGUGUGGGAGGCUGUGAGUAUGCGUGGGUGUGUGCGAGUCCAGGUGUGCGCGCGUGCACGUGAGACCAGGCUGUGUGUAUGAGUGAGCCCGUGUGAGUGGCUGUGUGCGCUCCCGGACCCCGCCUCUGCAUCCUCCCUUCUGAGAGGAGUCCGGCGGGCACCGGGCUCUGGACUACAACUCCCGGCAUGACCCGGGCGGGCCCGCCCCGCCUCCGCGAUUGGCUGUGGCCCGCGAGUUCCCGCCCCCCGGGAAUGAAUGGAUGGGCGGCCUCAGCGCCCGCCCGACCGCUGGGAGGAUCGACCCGGCGGGGACCUGCUGGGGGCAGGACCCCGGGAGCAAGAUGGCCACAGUCAUCCCCGGCCCCCUGAGGUGGAGCAGGCUGGCGGGAGGCGGGGAAGGGCGCGCAGGCGGGUCAGCGCUGCCAUCCUAGGCGAGGACUUCUACCGCGAGGCCAUCGAGCACUGCCGCAGCUACAACGCGCGCCUGUGCGCCGAGCGCAGCCUGCGCCUGCCCUUCCUCGACUCGCAGACCGGUGUGGCCCAGAACAACUGCUACAUCUGGAUGGAGAAGACCCACCGCGGGCCAGGUUUGGCCCCGGGACAGAUUUACACGUACCCCGCCCGCUGUUGGAGGAAGAAACGGAGACUCAACAUUCUGGAGGACCCUAGACUCCGGCCCUGCGAGUACAAGAUCGACUGCGAGGCACCUUUGAAGAAAGAGGGUGGCCUCCCGGAAGGGCCAGUCCUCGAGGCUCUACUGUGUGCUGAGACAGGGGAGAAGAAAAUUGAGCUGAAAGAGGAGGAGACCAUUAUGGACUGUCAGAAACAGCAGUUGCUGGAGUUUCCGCAUGAUCUUGAGGUGGAAGAUUUGGAGGAUGACAUUCCCAGGAGGAAGAACAGGGCCAAAGGAAAGGCAUAUGGCAUCGGAGGUCUCCGGAAACGCCAGGACACCACUUCCCUGGAGGACCGAGACAAGCCGUAUGUCUGUGAUAUCUGUGGGAAACGGUAUAAGAACCGGCCCGGGCUCAGCUACCACUAUACCCACACCCACCUGGCAGAGGAGGAAGGGGAGGAGAACGCCGAACGCCACGCCCUGCCCUUCCACCGGAAAAACAACCAUAAACAGUUUUACAAAGAAUUGGCCUGGGUCCCUGAGGCACAAAGGAAACACACAGCCAAGAAGGCACCUGAUGGCACUGUCAUCCCUAACGGCUACUGUGACUUCUGCUUGGGUGGCUCCAAGAAGACAGGGUGUCCUGAGGACCUCAUCUCCUGUGCAGACUGUGGGCGAUCAGGACACCCCUCGUGUUUACAGUUUACGGUGAACAUGACUGCAGCUGUGCGGACCUACCGCUGGCAGUGCAUUGAGUGCAAAUCCUGCAGCCUGUGUGGCACCUCAGAGAACGACGGUGCCAGCUGGGCGGGUCUCACCCCCCAGGACCAGCUGCUGUUUUGUGAUGACUGCGAUCGGGGUUACCACAUGUACUGUCUGAGUCCCCCCAUGGCGGAGCCCCCGGAAGGGAGCUGGAGUUGUCACCUCUGUCUUCGGCACCUGAAAGAAAAGGCCUCUGCCUAUAUCACCCUCACAUAGGCCGGGCUCUGGCUCACCUGGACCUCUGGGGUGGUGCUUGCCUACCUGCCUCUCUGAGCUCCUCUACUUUCUGUGGGGGCCCCGAUGUCCCACAGAGGGAGGGGGAGGAGAGAGGCCCAAGAGUGGACCGGGCCAGCCCCUGCCCUCUGUGCAAGUGGAAUGUUUGCCCUGUGGGUUGGUGGCUCAGCAGGACCCCUCUCCCUCCCUCCCCAUCCCUUGGCAAAUGGGCACCAGGGGCUUCUGCUCCCCUCAAAGCCAUACCCCGCCUCUGGGCGGGCAUGGGGGGUGGUGGGUGCCAGCCAGGGGCAUGGAUGGAGCCUUUUUCUAAAGAAAAAGACAAAAAGUAAAAAAAAAAAAAAAAAAAAGAAAGAAAGAAAU